Messenger RNA from Eremothecium sinecaudum, 1848 nucleotides. RefSeq names its product Rad24p (gene RAD24). The transcript has a single exon. Gene Ontology annotation, biological process: DNA damage checkpoint signaling; mitotic DNA replication checkpoint signaling; DNA repair. Lineage: Eukaryota; Fungi; Ascomycota; Saccharomycetes; Saccharomycetales; Saccharomycetaceae. Gene Ontology annotation, molecular function: chromatin binding; ATP hydrolysis activity. The record is from RefSeq and is a predicted model, not a curated record. Bases 1 to 1848 code for a protein of 615 amino acids.
AUGCAUAAAACGCAAAGCAGACGUGGUAAGCAUGUAGUCGGUAGUAAGUCAUUCAGGUCUAGAAGCGAUAUAAACAAGAAUAGCACUGAUACUACAUUACAAUGGCAUGAAAAAUAUGCACCACUGACACUAGAGGAAGUGGCGAUUCAUAAAAAAAAAUUAAAGGAUGUGACCAUUUCCUUGGAAACAAUGCUAUCUGGGGAAUCGACAAAUCGGAUUUUACUUCUCACAGGUCCCGCAGGAUGCUCAAAGAGCACAGUGGUAAAAUUACUUAGCAAUUUGCUCGUGCCAAAAUACAGGAACUCCUCCCCCAACUCGCUUCGAAAUAGCACUGAUAAAAAAUAUUUUGUGGAGUAUGACGAAUUUUGCAGUGGUACAUCACCGAUGCAAUCUUUCAGCGAGUUUCUAGACCAAGCACGCUAUCGAUUGGGGCGAAAUUUGGCAGUUAUUUUAGUAGAAGAUAUUCCCAAUGUUAUGCAUGGGGAGACAAGGGUCAAGUUUAGGAGUUCUUUACUUCAGUGGCUUUGCGAUGAGGAUAAAUUACCUCCACUUUUAAUUUGCCUAACAGAAUGUGAGUUGCCAGAGGGUUCUGGUUCAUCUGCUCAUGAAAGCUCAUUUAUUGCGGAAACUGUAUUGGGUAAGGAAAUCCUAAGUCAUCCGAAACUCUGCCGAAUAAAGUUUAAUCCAAUUAACACAUCCCUAAUGACCAGCAGACUUCGACAUAUAGCAACAUGCGAGAAGACUCAGUUUUCGAAAUCGAAAUGGGCCCAGCUUCCUCAAUUUAUUAAAGAGCUCGCCAAUGGUCCGGGUGAUAUUCGUUCCGCGAUUUCGAUGUUAGAGUUCUGGUGCUAUAGCAGCAAUUCGAGUGGCUUGGUUGCUACGAGGCAAUCCUCUAUUAACUAUUUCCACGCAGUGGGCAAAGUAAUUUAUGGCUCCAAAGAUUGCACAGACCAGGAGACUAUCGACUCUUUACUGGACACUAACCAUCAAAUAAAUGACACAUUUCUCCUAGGGAUAUUAGAAAAUUAUUCAAAUUUCAAUAAGAAGGAACUACCAAUGAAAUCAGCAUUGGAAGUUGCAGAUGUAUUAAGUGAGUUUGACCUUCUAAAUCAUCCCUCUGGAGCUUUAAAUGAUUAUAACGAAGUGGUUUUACGCAAAAUACGUAGAACCUUUAGAUUGUUGGAAGAAGAGCGCGGCCAGCACGGAAUGGCUACAUUUCCAAGGGAAUGGAAAGUCCGAGAAUCACAAAAUAAAUUUAGAUCAGAUUCAGAAGAUUUUGGGGCAAUUGAGUUCUAUAAGUAUGGAAACUACCCCUCACAAAAAACAAUCGCACUUUCUUUAUCAUUCUAUGCCCCACUUAUACGAAAUACCAGAAACUUCAUGAAAAAGUGUCUCCAUUAUUAUCUCAGCAGCGCAAGAGACAAAAAUGCCAUUACUAAAAUGUCUUCGCAGCACCAGCACAAUAUACUUAUUGAUAGUGAGGUCGACUACCUGAAGCGUAUAGGCGGUAACAUCCAAUCAAUUACUCCUGAAGCCGAGUUUGUGGAGUUUGAGCCGAAAGAAGAAGAAUUCCGUUUGCUGGAUCGAAGGAAUAAGAUUCUAGCCAUUCUUAGAAAAAACCAAGAAUUUGACCCUUCACUCUUAAAACAGGAAGAGCACCUAGAGGAAACAGAAUUUGAUAAGGACCCGAUCGUUGAAUCCAGUGUUGAGGAAUUUACAUUGGACGAUGAUUCCUUAUAUGAAGUGCUCACUCAGCAACCUGCGAAACCUAAUUCCCUACUCCCUCCGGCAACACCAGGUUUUAUGCACGACGAGUCGCUUUCAGAUUCGGACUUGGAGAAUCUAUAA